AGUUGUACUAUAUUUGCUUCCCCGACCAAUGCAUAACGGAAGUGCUUGGAAAGUGCAAUUUACAUGACUUUUGUACUUGGAUCCUUUUUUAAAAAUUAGUUUUUGCCUGAAUUCUCAAUGGUCACAAUAUCCGCAUUAAAAACAUUUACGACUUCCGAGUCGUAUUCUGCAUGCGGCUCGGCACCCGCACCGUGCAGCUGCGGUGGCGUGUUUAAGUUUGCCGUCUAUUGAUGGGUCCAACGUAAAGAUAAUCAGAAUUGACUGAAUCGAAUCUUUCUGAUGGACUUCGGGCAGUGACCUUUGAUGAUUUGUGAAGUGGGCGUUUCCAAGAUUCAGAAUGUGGGGCAUUUGCAGCAGAAUGGUCAAGGCGGGCGUUGCGAAACCCGGUGGCUUGGUCAAACCUUGCCACUUGGUGAAGCCAGUUUCAGCAACCCGGAUCGCUGGGAGAUACUUGACCCACCAGAAGGGGUUGCCGACUUUGCCCGUUCCCCCUCUGCAGCAGACCUUUGAGCGCUACAUCACAGCUCUGGAGCCCAUCGUGGAGGUGGACGAGUUGAUGCACACAAAGGAACUUGUGAAUGACUUUCAGAAACCUGGGGGUGUUGGUGAAAAACUGCAGCGAGGCCUGGAGAGGAGAGCGCAAAAUGCAGAGAAUUGGUUGUCAGAAUGGUGGGUGCAGGUCGCUUACCUUGACUACCGUUUGCCGGUGGUGAUCCAUUCGAGUCCCGGCUUGGUUUUACCUCGAAUGAACUUCAGUGAUAAGCAGGGACAAAUCAGGUUUGCUGCCAAACUGAUUUCAGGUGUUUUGGAAUUCAAGACAAUGAUUGACAACGAGACCAUCCCGGUGGAGUACCUGGGAGGGAAGCCGCUGUGUAUGAAUCAGUACUAUGAAGUGCUCUCGUCCUGCCGCAUCCCUGGUCUGAAGAGGGACGCUGUGGUGAAUCACGCAAAAAGCUCCAGGCCCCCGAAACAUAUCACCGUUGUCCACAAUUUUCAGUUCUUCAAGCUGGAUGUUUACAACAGUGAUGGAACACCGCUGACCACCGAACAGCUCGGUGUUCAGCUGGAGCGGAUCUGCGAUGCCUCCAUAACGCCCAACGCGGAGCCCGUGGGCAUCCUCACCACCCAACAUCGUGACACCUGGGGCAAGACUUACGCUGACCUCAUCAAGGACCGGACCAACAAAGAGUCGGUGCUGGCUAUUCAAAGGAGUAUCUUCACGCUGUGUUUGGAUGGGCCGAUGCCUCGAGUGCCGGAGGACGCUUAUCGCAGCUGCGCGGCAGUGCAGAUGUUGCACGGAGGCGGCAGUUUGUGGAACAGCGCCAACCGCUGGUUUGACAAAACACUGCAGUUCAUUGUCGGGGAAGACGGGACAUGCGGGGCCAACUAUGAGCAUGCGCCGGCAGAGGGCCCUCCCAUUGUCGCUCUGAUUGACCAUGUUGUGGAAUACACGAGGAAGCCAGAGAUGGUUCACUCUCCUACUGUGCCUUUGGCUAUGCCCCGAAAGCUCCACUUCAACAUCACCCCCGAGAUCAAGAAGGAUAUCGAAGAGGCCAAACAGAAAAUGAAUGAACUGGCUAAUGACCUGGAUAUGAGGGUUAUCGUGUUCUCUCACUUUGGAAAAAACAUUGCAAAAGCCCACAAAAUGAGCCCCGACGCAUUCAUACAGGUGGCACUGCAACUGGCUUACUACAGAAUGUAUCAGCAUUGUUGCGCCACCUAUGAAAGCGCCUCCCUGCGCAUGUUUCGACUCGGUCGCACCGAUACGAUCAGAUCAGCCUCGAGUGCCUCUGCUGCUUUUGUGAAGUCCUUCGAUGAUCCAAACAAGCAGAACACCGAGAAGGUGGACCUCUUGGAGAAAGCCGUCGUAGCACACCGGUCAUAUACCAACCUGGCAAUCAGCGGUCAAGCCAUUGACCGACAUCUACUUGGGCUGAAGAUGCAGGCUGCCGAAGAAAAGAUCUCCAUUCCCGAUGUCUUCAAAGAUCCCUCCUAUGCCAAAGCCUUACACUACCGUUUAUCUACAAGUCAGGUGCCGUCCAAGACCGACUGCGUCAUGUGUUUUGGCCCCGUCGUACCGAACGGCUAUGGCGUCUGCUACAAUCCCAUGAACGACCACAUCAACUUUGCCAUAUCGUCUUUCAAUGGGUGCCAAGAAACGAACGCGGCCGAUUUGGCUCGCGCUAUGGAGCGCGCGCUCGUCGACAUGAGGACACUGCUGGAACAAACUCCCAGAGCCAAACUGUGAUGCUCGCUCUCGAUCGCAAAUCAGGUUUAAUUGGUGAGCGCCAGGGAACAAAAAAUUUGAAGGAGGCGGCCUCGUUUCACAGGUGAUAAAAGUCCACACUUUUUAGAGAUGAUUUUUUUGCACAUCGUGAAUCUUGUCCAAUGAUCGCUACUGUUAAAAAAAAAAAUCCUAAUUGAACACGAAUAAGUAACGUACUUGUAGUUUGUCUGUGAACAGACGCUUGAAGCACAGUCAACCAUAAAAGUCAAAUUGGUGACGUUUAAAAUGCCUGAAAAUAUCGCAUGUCACAGAAACG
Molecule: messenger RNA, 2543 nt
Organism: Hippocampus zosterae (dwarf seahorse)
Lineage: Eukaryota; Metazoa; Chordata; Actinopteri; Syngnathiformes; Syngnathidae
Gene: crata
Product: carnitine O-acetyltransferase a
Exons: 14
Coding region: 338-2248 (636 amino acids)
Biological process (GO): carnitine metabolic process, CoA-linked
Cellular component (GO): peroxisome
Molecular function (GO): carnitine O-acetyltransferase activity
Source: RefSeq, a predicted model, not a curated record